Messenger RNA from Linum trigynum, 1191 nucleotides. Lineage: Eukaryota; Viridiplantae; Streptophyta; Magnoliopsida; Malpighiales; Linaceae. The record is from the annotation of a GenBank genome assembly.
CUCUCUCUGCAUAUAUAUAUAUAAUAUACCUAACCAACUUUACCAAAAAAAAAAAAAAAAAAAAAGCAGCUAGUCAGCUAGCCAUGGCUAGUAGUAAUGUUGCUAAGUUGGCUGCAGUUGUCCCUCUACUCAUCAUCAUCGUCAUCCUUCCAUGUAUGUGCAGAUAAGAUUUACUUUUCAUUAUUUAGGUACUAUUUAAUUAGAAAUUCGAACAUGUAACUUCCAGGUUCAACACUAGUAGUAUUAUCACUAAACCAAACCUUGAUUCGUGCGUGCAUUGAUCAUAUUUUAUUUGUAUGCAGUAGGUGUUUUGACUGCAGGCGCAUCGAGAAUGGUUAGACCCCAGCCGGGGAAUGUCCUCGACGACGACAUUGCUCCGACGACGACCACCACGAUAACGAACUCCACCUUCCUGCCAAUAAGAGGAGGUGUGGUGAUGGUGAGCAAUAACACGGCCCGGGCAGAGGACUACUGCAGUGUUGGCUGCAACGACGAGAGUUGUCAGAAGGAUUCCCCAAACUUGUGCGGUCCCGAUUCAGAUCCUAACUAUUGCUGGGUGGGUUGCUUCUGCACUGCUGACAGUGGUUAUAGGUUCAAUGUUUGUACUUGCUUGUGCACUGCAUAAUAACGCAACUUCACACUCUCAAGGGCCAAGGCAACUGCGUGCGUGUACCGAUUUGCUUUGCUUUGCUCUCUCUUUUCGUUUUCUCCGGUUCCCGGCCUAAUAAUCGAUCGCCGGCCAACUUGUAAUCUGGGUGGGUGUGGGUUGUUUUCUUUUCAUCGACUAUCACCUGUAUGCUUUUUUCCCCUUCAUAAAAUAAAUUAUGUGAAAUACAGAUUACUGUUGCCUAAUGUAAGUUCUCAUGUACUUUGUAGGACUGAGACUAUCAUAUUCAUCGGUAUGGUUUCCCCCCCCCCCCCCUUCAGUGCUAAUUUUUUUCAAGUCCCUUCGAUUCUUAUUUUGGUUAACGAUUUAACAAGGAAAUUUGAGUAAAAAUAGUACCCAGUUGGGUUACGGUGUUACGAAAAAUCAUACUUCAAAAAUCGAUAAAAAUAUAGUAGGUUUUAGUGAUGAAGAAUUAUGUCCGUCGGUUACAAUCCCGUCAGAAAUAAUGUUAUUGCUCACAAGGCGAAAAAAGUCAUCGGAAAUAAUGUUCUAACUCGUCGGGAAAAGAAAAUUGAGAACGCUUA